This is a messenger RNA of Zygosaccharomyces rouxii, 264 nucleotides long. It is a transcript of the gene TIM8, whose product is annotated as protein transporter TIM8. Lineage: Eukaryota; Fungi; Ascomycota; Saccharomycetes; Saccharomycetales; Saccharomycetaceae. The transcript has a single exon. Bases 1 to 264 code for a protein of 87 amino acids. The record is from RefSeq and is a predicted model, not a curated record.
AUGUCCUCAAUCACUACUGCUGAUCUCGCAAAUUUGAACGAUUCCUCAAAGAAAGAAAUUGCUACUUACUUGGAGGCAGAAAAUUCCAAACAAAAGGUCCAGAUGUCUAUACAUCAAUUCACCAACACUUGCUUCAAAGAAUGUAUCCAAUCGACAAACAACACUGAUCUUUCAUCUCAGGAGGAGCAAUGUUUGGGUAAUUGCGUGAACAGAUUUCUGGAUACCAACAUUAGAAUCGUGAAAGGUUUGCAAAGUCUCCAAUAA